Python bivittatus (Burmese python) is the source of this 598-nucleotide messenger RNA. The record is from RefSeq and is a predicted model, not a curated record. NCBI's taxonomy places the organism in Eukaryota, Metazoa, Chordata, Lepidosauria, Squamata, Pythonidae.
AUGGACUUCAUCAUAGAACUACCAGAGAGCAGGGGCAAGACAGCCAUCUGGGUGGUCACAGACCUCUUCUCCAAGCAAGCGCACUUUGUGGCGUGCAGACAGAUCCCCACAGUGGAGAAGCUGGCACAGCUGUUCAUACAGCAGGGUGAGAACCACCUGAAGCGAUGCCAGCAGGAGGCUGAGGAGGUGACAGAGAUCAUGCUAGACAACUUCACCAAGGUGUUGGACCGUGAGGGCAAGCUUAGUGACCUGGACGAGCGGGCUGAUGAGCUUCGUAAACAGAGUUCUGCCUUUACCAAGACAGCAAAGACACUGGCCCAGAAGAAACGCUGGGAUAACAUGAAAUUCAAGAUCAUCCUGCUGGCUGUGGCUGUGGUGGCUAUCCUGCUCAUCAUCCUAGCCAUUGUCCUCUCCUUCACUCUCUCUGGAUCUGGGAGCCAGGUGGCACCAGCAAAGACCAGCGCUGGUGGUGACUGAGCGGCUGAUCAAGUUCACUCUGGAAUCAUCUCCCCAACACCAACCUUCCAGGGGUUCGGGGCAUUCAAGAGGUUAUUUGGGGCUUUGGCAGGACCUGGCAGUAGCCUUGACCACUUCAUCU